This is a messenger RNA of Exaiptasia diaphana, 2368 nucleotides long. Its product is annotated as cytosolic phospholipase A2. Bases 189 to 2342 code for a protein of 717 amino acids. The transcript has 15 exons. Gene Ontology annotation, molecular function: calcium-dependent phospholipid binding; calcium ion binding. Gene Ontology annotation, biological process: glycerophospholipid catabolic process. The record is from RefSeq and is a predicted model, not a curated record. NCBI's taxonomy places the organism in Eukaryota, Metazoa, Cnidaria, Anthozoa, Actiniaria, Aiptasiidae. Gene Ontology annotation, cellular component: cytosol.
UUAUCGACCAUAAACUUAUUGCGUAAUGGAAGUCUGACAGUAAUAUAAAUCAAGAUACCAGUCAUUUCAGUAACUCAGAUGCCACCGGCGCCAGCUUUCCAUCACCGUUCGGUUCUUGGUCGGAAAUUGCGACCAAUUUCCGAAGUUGAAAGACCUAACUUAGCCUUAUAACGAGAAGCAGUGACAAUAUGUCUACAUUACAGGCAUCUUACAAGACCUGUUUGUCUUUCGAAAUCACCGUACUUCGUGGAAGGGACAUCAGCAAAGGAAAAGUUGCCGAUUAUAUUGACACACCGGAUCCUUACGUACGUCUGCGUAUUCCGUCAGCACCUAGCGGUAAAGCGCAAACGAAAGUCGUCAACAACAGCAAGAACCCUGAAUGGAAUGAAACGUUUACGUUCUAUCUUGAUCCUAACAAAGAAAAUGUUUUAGAGAUAACCCUYAUGGAAUCAGACCUUGUCAGCGACGAUGUUCUAGAUACACAUACAUUUAGGAUCAACGAUUUGGAGAUCRAUGUUCUUUGCGAACAGACGUUCAAGUUUGGAGAGACUUCUAAAGUUGACGUUGAAAUGAAACUUAGUAAAUGCCCUGAUUCUGGUGAUCUUAGAUUCAGUCAGGAGCUAUGCGAGGAGGAAAUAGAGUUCUUAACAAAGAGGAAAGAAAAAGUACUUGAAGUGUUGCAGGAGUUGUUAGGAGACAAAGGUCCAACAAAUGUUUCAGAGGUUCCUACUAUAGCGUUACUAGGAUCAGGGGGAGGUUUUCGAGCUAUGACGUCAAUGAGUGGAGUACUUUGCGCAUUGACUGAUACAAAGCUACUUGAUUGCAUAACAUACUUCGCUGGAUUAUCAGGAUCAGCUUGGUACCUCUCUUGCCUUUAUUCGCAUCCCGACUGGCCUACAGUACAUCCACGAGUUAUCUUGGAAGAGCUUCGAGAGAAUCUCAAAGAAAAUAUGAUCUGGCAACUCGUGAAGCCGAAGUGGGUUUACAAACAUAUGCAAUUGAUAAACAAGAAGAAGAAGAAUGGACAGCCCGUCAGCUUUACCGACGUGUUUGGUUACCUUGUGGGAGAGACUAUUAUCAAAGGGCGUCAACCACCAAAGCUGAGCAAUCAAAAAGACAAGCUAAAUUACGCUACCGUCCCGUUUCCACUUUACACUUGCGUAAACGUAAAGAAAGACGUAUCGGCUCAUGCGUUUUGUGAAUGGCUUGAAUUUUCACCGUAUGAAACUGGUUUCCCUAAAUAUGGUACGUUCAUGAAGACGGAGCUGUUUGGCUGCAAAUUUUUCAGUGGGCGAGUAUUGAAGAAAUUUGAUGAGCCUGAAUUGUCGUAUUUACAAGGCAUCUGGGGAAGCGCGUUUACCAUUUUACUUCAGCAAGUCGUACGUGAAGGUCUGAAAGAACCAGAAGAAGUCGUCACGGAUGUCGAGAACAGAGGAGAAGUACGUAAGCAAAUGGAGGAUAUGGUUGCCUCAGAAGAGAUUGAUAAAUACAACAAGAGCAGUGACGAUAGUGAUGAAGAUUCCACGCACGACCAGAAGAAUGGCCAUAAUGGCGAGGAGAAAGAAGACGCAGGUCCUGUUGAGUCGGAAGAAGGUGCUACAGAUGCUGACAAGUUUGUGGACAUUGUAGAUAAAGUUAUCAACAAGUUCGAGGUUUUCCGCACGAGGCAGGGACGAGCAGGAUUGGUGCACAACUUUUUACGAGGGCUAGAGAUAUCCGAAGCUGAUCAAGUCGACAAUGUAGAGAGCGAACUAGUCACCGAGACCAAGAGGAUAUUUCUGGUCGAUAGUGGCCUGGUGCUCAAUUCCCCAUAUCCAGUUCUACUACGGCCACAGAGGGGGGUAGAUUUAUUUCUAUCCUUUGACUUUAGCGCACGUGAUAAGGACGAUGAAGAGCCUUUUAAGGAGUUGCUUCUGUCUGAGGAAUGGGCGAGAAAGAACAAUUAUCCAUUCCCACCAAUCAACGCCUUAGAGCAGCUUGAAAAAGACGGCCCCAAGGAAUGCUAUGUGUUCAAACAUCCCACGGAUCCUUCAUGUCCUGUCGUUAUUCACUUUGUUCUAAUAAACAAGACGUUUAAAGAAUACAGCAAACCAGGCGUCCAAAGGACAGACGAUGAAAUAUCAGCAGGCGAUUUCUCAAUCUUCGAGGAUCCCAAGAARCACUACAGUACUUUUAACUUCCAUUAUCCUAACGAAGCAUUUGACAGACUCACUCAGUUAACAGAAUUCAACACUCUACUGUACGAACAACUUAUGAAAGAUGUCAUUAGUGAAUGUAUACAACGAAAGAGAGAUGGUCAAAUACAAGCGAAACCCAAGAAAGAUAAAUGUACAAUUCUUUAGUGGAAAAUAUGACAGAUUAAAGCCAG